AUGGUUGGUGCAUCAUGGUUUCGAACACUAUGGAAGAUUCAACGGAAGGAUGAUGCUCAUUCUGAAAAAGCCGUGAUUGGAAUAUUAGCAUUUGAAGUUGCAAGCUUGAUGUCCAAGCUUGUUAACUUGUGGCAGUCUUUGAGUGAUAAACAGGUUGCUAAGUUGAGAGAAGAGAUAACAAAUUCAGUGGGUAUCAGAAAGCUUGUUUCAGAAGAUGAGAAUUUCAUUGUACGUUUAAUAAGUCUAGAGAUGCUUGAUAAUAUGGCACAUGUGGCUGAAUCUGUGGCUAGGCUAGGGAAAAAAUGCAGUGAUCCAAGUUUGAAAGGUUUUGAGAAUGCCUUUGAUGAAUUUAUCACUUUUGGUUUUGAUCCAUAUCGGUGGGGAUUCACUUCCAAGAAAAUGGAGAAAAAGGUAAAAAGGAUGGAAAAAUUCAUAUCAACUAAUGCAACUUUGUAUCAAGAGAUGGAAUUGCUUGCUGAUCUCGAGCAAACUCUUGGAAGAAUGAAGGCUUACACUGAGUCAGAUGGACCAAAUUUAAUUGACUAUCAAAAGAAGGUUGCAUGGAAGAGACUGGAGGUGAAGAACUUAAAGGCUAGUUCUCUAUGGAACAGAACAUAUGAUUACACGGUACUCUUUUUAGCAAGAUCUGUAUUUACAAUAUUCAGUAGGAUCAACAAUGUAUUUGGCAUUCAAGAGAUAAUAGAUGUUGGUAAAACCAAAAAUCGAAGUGCUUUAAAUUCUGAUCAUGCUAAUGGCAGUCGAUCAGUUUCUGAAUCAUUGCGUCCUUCAGUCCAACCCUCCAGCAACGUUCGAGCCACGUUUGCUUCAGGACCCCUUGGUGCUUUUGCUGCUACAUCUCGUCAAAAUGUUCGAACAAAGAAAGCUAGCAUGUUUCCUUCAGAUGCUGGAGACUCGUCCACAAAGUCAGGCCUAAUUUCAUCAAAGAAUAGAAGUAUCAGAUUUUUCUCAGGUCCUCUUGGAAGAAAUUCAAAAAAGCCUGUCCCAGAUAAUGGAACAAAUAAAAACAGCAAGAUUUGGAAGUUUCAUGGCCACUCAACUGAUGUAAGUGGGAAAGAAAUUAACGCAAGACAUAGUCGACUGACUCAAGUAGAACCUUUCAAAGGAUCUAUGCUGGCGGACAGUUCUUUGGUCAUUGAUAGACACUCAAGCGCAGAUGAUGUUCAUUUAGCAUCACAGGAUCCCAAUGACCCUAAGGCAAACCAUGUAACUCGUGGAAAAGAGGUUCAUAGCCCUCAAUCAACUUUCCGUUACCUAUGCAGGUUAAAGCCUCCAUCUGAAUCCCUUGGUACUGCUUCUUUAGCCCUGCACUAUGCAAAUGUUGUUAUCAUGAUUGAGAAGCUAGCAACAUCUCCAUACUUGAUUGGUCUUGAUGCAAGAGAUGAUCUGUACAACAUGUUACCGAGAUGUGUAAGAGCUGCUAUUAGCAUCAAGCUAAAGCCAUAUUCCAAGGCCAUGGCCUCAGCAGUGUAUGACGCAAGUCUAGCAGAUGAAUGGACCGAAGCAAUGACGGGUAUAUUAGAAUGGUUAGCCCCACUUGCUCACAACAUGCUAAGAUGGCAAUCUGAGAGAAGUUAUGAGCAACAUUGCUUUGUUUCCCGGACAAAUGUGCUGCUGGUGCAAACCCUUUACUUCGCAAGUCAAGAAAAAACAGAAGCAAUAAUCACUGAGCUUCUUGUGGGUCUGAAUUAUGUGUGGAGAUAUGCUAGGGAGCUCAAUAGAAAAGCUCUGCUAGACUGUGGCAAUGGUGGGGUAGAUACUGGAUAUUCUCAACUGAAUAGAUAA
Molecule: messenger RNA, 1803 nt
Organism: Sphenostylis stenocarpa
Lineage: Eukaryota; Viridiplantae; Streptophyta; Magnoliopsida; Fabales; Fabaceae
Source: the annotation of a GenBank genome assembly